AUGGAGUACUGGGCAGAGAAGCCAAUGGAGGUGAGGGCAAUGGAGGUUUUAGGAAAAGGGUUUGAUUUGAGUAGUGAUUUCAGAUUGAAAUUUGCAAAAGGAACGAGUAGUAAUAAUGAAAGGUUGGUGCUUUUGGACGAGACUAACAAAAGGGAUGUUGUGUUUCCGGGUGGCCUUACUAUUUCUAAUGUUCCUGAUGAUAUUAGAUGUGAUAAAGGUGACAGAACUCGUUACAAAUCUGAUGUUCUUGAUUUCAAUCAGUGUUUGAUUUGUUUUUCGAUGUGGGGGAUUUGGAGUCUUGGAUUGAAGCUGCGAAAUGAAAAUCCCAGAGCUUCAGCAAAGCAGUUUGAAGCAAUGAGGUCACUUGGAGACUGGUUUCAUGAUACUGCAGACUCCAAGUAUCUAGCUUUUGAUGGAUACUUCAUCUCGUUGUACUAUUUGCACCUGACAACGUAUCCACUAACUCUGAAAGAUGAAGUAAAGAAGUCUGUCCCUCCUCGUUGGGAUCCUGCAUCAUUAACUAGGUUCAUCCUUACAUAUGGCACACACAUAAUAAUAGGGAUGGCUGUCGGAGGUCAAGAUUUAAUUUGUGUUAGACAAACACCAUCCUCACCUAUUCCCCCUGCUGAGGUGAGAAAGCAUUUGGAAGAUCUUGGAGAUUAUCUAUUUUCAGACAGAAGGAAUCCACCCCUGCUACAAAGGAAUACAAGAGAUGGAAAAGAAGUUCCCGAGGUCUUCAAUCGUAUUUUGCAUUCAAACAGGAUGCGGCUGACUAGCAUUACAGAAACUUCAAGCAAGGAUGGCCUCACCAUCAUUUGUUCGAAAAGAGGAGGAGAUGUGUUCUCUAAGAGUCACUCCAAUUGGCUCCAGACAGUGCCUGCUAAACCUGAAGCAAUUCUAUUCAAAUUCGUACCUAUUACAUCUCUUCUUACUGGGAUUCCGGGAAGUGGUUAUCUUAGUCAUGCAAUCAACUUGUAUCUGCGUUACAAGCCUUCGCCAGAUGAUUUACAAUGCUUCUUGGAAUUUCAAGUUCCAAAGCAAUGGGCUCCUAUGUUUUGUGAUCUGCCUUUAAGGCAUCAAAGAAAGAAAGCUUCUUACCCUUAUUUACAGUUCAGCUGUUUGGGUCGUAAGAUCUAUGUUAGCCCUACCCAGGUUUCAAGUGAUCAAAAACCUGUGGUUGGCCUACGUUUGUACUUAGAAGGGAAGAAGUGCAACCGAUUGGCACUACAUCUACAGCAUCUCUCAAGCCUUCCGAACAUCAUGACCUUCCCAUCAGCCGAUCCCACCAUGUGCAUUCCAUGUCAAUGGCAAGGCUCUGAUGAUUAUAAAUCUAGCGACCAGUUCUUGGAACCAAUUAGAUGGAAGAGAUACUCAAAGGUGUGCACAUCUGUUGUUAAGCAUGAUCCCAGCUGGUUGCAGGGAGAUUCAAGUGGAGUGUUUAUUGUAACUGGUGCACAGCUCCUUUGCAAGGGGCGGUGGCCUAAGACGGUACUUCACCUCCGUCUUCUUUUUACGCACUUACCCAACUGUACCAUUCGGAAGACAGCAUGGGCUGCUGUGCCAGAAGCAUCUCACAAAUCAAGUUUUCUGACAAAUCUGAGCACAACAUUCACAUUUACACAGCGAACAAUAACUGGUCCAGAAAAGCAAGGUCCAGCUGCAAUUAACUCUGGUGUGUAUCCAGAUGGUCCUCCUGUUCCGAUCCGCUCUAGAAAACUGCUUAAAUAUGUGGAUGUGGCUGAGGUAGUGAGGGGUCCACAAGAUGCUCCUGGACAUUGGCUGGUUACAGCUGCUAAGCUAGUCACAGAUGGUGGUAAGAUUGGUUUGCAUGUGAAGUUUGCAUUGUUGGACUAUGGAUUUCACUGUGCAUAA
Dovyalis caffra is the source of this 1872-nucleotide messenger RNA. The record is from the annotation of a GenBank genome assembly. NCBI's taxonomy places the organism in Eukaryota, Viridiplantae, Streptophyta, Magnoliopsida, Malpighiales, Salicaceae.